Molecule: messenger RNA, 4348 nt
Organism: Harmonia axyridis
Lineage: Eukaryota; Metazoa; Arthropoda; Insecta; Coleoptera; Coccinellidae
Gene: Gyf
Product: GRB10-interacting GYF protein 2
Exons: 17
Coding region: 316-4086 (1256 amino acids)
Molecular function (GO): protein binding
Source: RefSeq, a predicted model, not a curated record
AUCCUUUACGAGUGAGUAAUUAGUUCAUUAUAAGAUGUUUCUGAUAAUUUUCAUAAGUUUUGAUUUUUCUUAUGAGCCUAUGUAAUUUGUAGAAAUAUUUUUCUCCAAAAAAGGAUCUGCACAAAAUUUUAAACCAUGCAACUAGGGUUUUUUUUUCGUACGUUAUUUGACGUGUGAGCACAUGCGCGAUAACCUACAAUUCAUAGCAGCCAUUUAUUGUUGACCAUUUUUCGAAGUUUCUUUAAAGCGAUUUCAGUAGCAGGUAAAAUUUCCAUAAUUGUAGGAAAAGAAAGAGAAUACUCUUGUGAAAAUCAAAUGAAAUCCAUUAUGACUGACUCAAUGAAUUUUGGUCCUGAUUGGAUUCGUAACCUUUCUUCUGAAGGAACAACCACUGGAAAUAACAGUGGAGGAAAGAAUUAUCAGUUGGCUGAUUAUCGAUAUGGUAGAGAGGAGAUGUUGGCCUUAUUUGAUAAAACUUUGAAACCACCAGAGUCAUUGAUGAGUUUCAAAACUCUCUAUUCAGAAACAACACUCUUUCCGCUUGCACUUGGACCUAGUACAGAGGAAGAGCAGAGAGGAUGGCAAUCAAGGCCAAGUUCUUUAGCUGGUCCUAUAAGAGGUCGAGGAGGUCCUAUGGACAGAGGUGGUAGGGUUAGUAGAGGAGGUAGGGGCGGAUAUCAAAAUUACGGAAGGCCAGCAACAACAUACGAUGGGGGGUGGGGCACAAGUGGUGAAACCACUGAGUGGAGCCCCAGGAAAGAAUUCAAUACAAGAGGAAAUGAUAAUUGGAGACGAAAUAGGUUAAAUGAAGAUGAUGAUGGCUGGAGGAAUUUAAAUCAUGGCAGACCAGCACAUGACAAAUGGGGGAGAUCAAGUUGGAGAGGAGGAGAUGGGGAACCAGAAGAAAGAAUUGAAAGGCACGGUGGGGGCCCAGAUGGCCGACCAAAUCGUAUGGGUUGGAACGAAGGAACUAGGACAAACCACAUGAGGAGAUCUUGGGACGAGGAUCAUUUACCGGAAUGGGCUAUGGAAAAUGUUGACGGUGGGGGUACUUUUGACUCCACCGGGGCUUUCCACAACUCAGACGAAGAACAGGGUGAAGGAAAAUCAGUCGCAAGAAAAGAAACAGUAUUACAAAAGUCAAGCUCCCAACAACAUAUUACGCCAAACAAAGGAUAUUUCUCUGCGUUACAGACUUCCAAAUCUGUAGCAUCUCUGUCGAAAACCCAACAGGAUAACAAUUGUGUUGCGAAGGAUAAAAACUCGGAAAGGGACAAAGAAACAGCAACGGAAGUGAAGAAAGUAUCGGAACCAAACAAACAACCUCAGUUGCAGAAAAAUAAGAGCGAAGAGGAACAGGAACACAGAAAGGAAAAGAUGAGAGAAGCUUCCAGUAAACAGAAAGUCUCAGGUACCAGUGAAAAUUCCAGAGAAACAAAUUCAGCACCUAUUCCCAGUUCGAUGACCAACAAGGAUUCUAGGGUGGAGGAUGAUUUCAAAAUACAGGAAGACAGCAUAAUAAAACUGGUGGAUGACGAUUCUCCCAAAUCUCAAACGAUGAAAACGACAGAACAGGGCAAUUCUUCUAAUAUUCAACCUCCACCGAACUUGGCGCCUCCUUUGCAAGACCAGUGGUACUACGAGGAUCCACAGGGGCUGAUGCAGGGGCCUUUCUCGAGUGCUGAAAUGGCAGAGUGGUAUAAGGCGGGUUACUUCAAUAGUCAGCUCAAAGUGAGGCGCCCUUGCGACGAAUUGUUCUACAUGUUGGGAGAGCUUGUUGUCCUUUGCGAUGGCGCAAAUCCGUUUUUGGGUACCAAACGGUUCGUACAUCUGAAGCCCGACCCAACCGCUAUGCCGGAACAUGACUUAUUACAAUAUCAGUAUCUGAUGGCUCUCAGGCAGGCCCAAACCAGGCCGGUCUUACCAGAACCCUGGAGCACUUUAACCCUACAGCAACAGCAGGAAGUUGCUGCCCAAAGACUGAUCAUGCAUCCACAAGUGCCCCAGGAAAUCCCAUACAUUCAUCAUCAACCCAACCCACCAAAUCCAUUAAUGCACAUAAUUAAUCAAAUGCAACAAGCAAACAAGCUUCCUAACCAAACUUUAGCAGAUAAGGCACAAACAGCUAUUCCCAAUCAGCUCGAUCCCAGAUUGGUACAACUUUCCAACCUUCACCAACUACAGAAUAGAUUACCUCCCUCAAGUGCCAUACCCAAUCCGUUGGCCUCCAGGUUGCCUGGACUCUCGGCCGACGGCCUGAACCUGCCCGGGGUCCUGGGGGCCCAUCCACUAGGUCUGACGCCGGGGAUGGGGCCCAAUCUGGGCAAUUCGUUGAACCUGCAGAGGCAGAUGUCGCAUAACACGGUUGUUGAGAAUCUGGUUCCCAAACCACCCGAAGACGCCAUCGGUAAUCUUCUCAAACAUCUACACCAGCAGAAGCAGCAGCAACAGCAGGCGGCCAGCGUUUCUCUUGACACUCUCUGGCAAAGUAGUCAAUACGCUGUUCCCCAGUCUUUACCUACACCUCAGUGGCAACAAGAACCUUCCCUUUCGAUGUGGGACAUCAACAAACUUCCAGAAAUACCCACAACGCAGCACCAACAACCACAACAACAACCUCCGGUAAAUAUGCAGGAAACCAUUCCUCCCACGAAGAAUGUAGAGAAAGAAAAGUCCCAACAGAAGGCGCAAGACAAAAGGGACGAAAUGACACCUAAAGAACUGAAAAAGAAGAAGGAACAAGAAGAGAAACAAGCGAAGAAAGAGGCGGAAGAAAAAAGGAAGAACGAACAGAGAAAGUUAGAGGCAGAAAAACGGGCAGCCGAAGAGAAAAAGAAGAAGGAAGAGGAGAAGAUAAAGAAAGAAAUGGAGAAGGCGAAAAAGGAAGCUGAAGAAAAGAGGCUCAGGGAACUGGAGGAGAAGCGGAAGCUGAAGGAACAGAGGAAAGCGGAGGAAGAGGCUAAGAAAAAGACGGAGGAACAGAAGAAAGCAGAUGAAGAGAGGGCGAAGAAAGAAGCGAGGGAACGAGAGGAGUACGCAAAGAAGGAAGCGGCUAGGUUGGCUCAGGAGCAGGCUAUCCGUAACGCCAAAAUUGCACCCUGGUGUCAAUCUUCCUCGUCCCAAGGUCUCAGCCUCCAAGAGAUACAGAAAUUGGAGAAGGAGAAGGCUAGGCAGGAAGCGUUGAUCCUGCAACAGCAGAGGCAGAUGCAGGAGCUUCAGCAGCAGCAGGAGAAAGCGGCGGCGAGCUUUACAUGGGCCGCUAAGGCCAAGGAGCAGCGCCAGGUCAAGUCUCUGGCCGAGAUUCAGGCAGAGGAGCAGGAACGAUUGGCCAAGCAAGCAGCAGAAGCCAAACUGUUGGCUAUGCAAAAGGAAAAGGAACAACCACCUGUGCACAACACCGGCAAUAUUUGGCAUACCCAAAAUCUUUCCUGGUCUACUAAUGUAUCGUCUACAUGGUCGUACAAUAAUAAUAAUACGUCAAAUUCGGGUUUAUGGGAAGAAGUUUCCGGAAAACCAGCACCUAACACUAAUAAACCGUCCAACAAUUCCAAAGGAAGUGCUUCAACCACUAAACCUCAACAACAGACCAAUCAGCAGCAGUCUCAGAAGGCCAAGUCUAAGAGCAAAAAGGAGGAAUCCAAUCAGUCGAAGAAUGGUGCCACCAAUUCGGUGGACGAGUUCACGAAUUGGUGCACCAAGGCUUUGUCUAAUAUUACCGCCGAAAUUGAUAUUCCAACAUUCGUUACGUUCUUGAAGGAUAUUGAGUCCGCAAUGGAUGUGAGGGAUUAUUGUAAAGAAUACUUAGGCGACAAUCCCCAGACCCUUCAGUUUGCGGCUCAUUUUCUGGAAAAGCGAAGAUCCUUCAGGCCGAAAAAUCAAGCACCAAAGGAUGACAUGUGUUCUCCGGCUUCUGCAAUAAACCCGUCUUCUGUACAUAGUAAUGAAUUCCAGGAGGUUAAGGGUAAAAAUAAGAAAAACAAGAAGAAUAAAAUGUUAAAAGUGGAUAGUAGAAUCCUAGGAUUUAAUGUGACUUCUGCUCCUGACCGAAUAAACGUGGGUGAUAGAGAUUAUGGUGAUAAUUCGUAAAUGUAUUUGUUCACCAAGAAAAAAUUGUUAAAGUUGUACCUUUAUAUAUACAUAUAUUUCCUUUUAAAAAAAUCUUGUUUACUUAUUGCUUAUUUAUGUCUAAAAAUUACAAUCCUGUUUUACUAUUUUACUGUUUAAAUAUUGAUUUUAUAAAAAUAUUUUUAUUUAUAGGCAUAUUGUUGACUUACUAAAGUAAGUCUUUCAUGAGGAGUCAAAUUGAAAUGCCAUUUAUUGAGACUAAAUAUAGUAUUUUUACAUCAAA